Molecule: messenger RNA, 7818 nt
Organism: Sphaerodactylus townsendi
Lineage: Eukaryota; Metazoa; Chordata; Lepidosauria; Squamata; Sphaerodactylidae
Gene: CALCOCO1
Product: calcium binding and coiled-coil domain 1
Exons: 15
Coding region: 102-2216 (704 amino acids)
Source: RefSeq, a predicted model, not a curated record
AACUACAACUCCCAGCAGCCCUUGCUCACCGGCCUGUCCCUGCCUCCCUCAGCUGGCUUGCGAGCUGUUAUUGUUGAUGCAAAAAGCAUAAGGCCACCAAGAUGGAAGAAGUGCAGCCCCACCCCAGCGUGGCUUUCCUAAACGUGGCCCCAAACUAUGUGCCUCACACCAAGGUGGAAUGUCACUACAACCUUCCCACCGGCAUGAAACCUUCAGCCAGAGAUUGGAUUGGGAUCUUCAAGGUGGAAGCCUCAUCAGUCCGUGAUUAUUACACCUUUGUAUGGUGCACUCUGCCAGAUGGGGGAUCUUCUGCUGGAGCCCUUCUUCACUGCAGCGUCCAGUUCCAAGCCAGCUACCUGCCGAAGCCAGGUCUCCAGCAAUACCAAUUCCGCUAUGUGGACAGCUGUGGUGAAAUUCGUGGCCAGAGCUCCCCAUUCCAGUUCAGCGAGCCACGGCCUAUGGAUGAGCUUGUCACCCUGGAGGAGGCGAGCGAUGAUGGUGGGGGCACAGACAUGCUGGUGGUGGUGCCCAAGGCCACCCUGCUAGAGACCCAGCUGGAGGCAAGCCGGCAGGAGCAAGGAGCCCUGUUGAAGGAGUCGUGCCGCCUCAAGGACGAGGUUCAGGAGCUGAGAAGCCGGGUGGAUGAACUCGAAGCAGCACUCGGCUCACUCCGUGAUGAGCACACCAAGCUGGCCGGACAAUAUAAGGAAUUAUCGAAUUCUUAUGAGGAAGUGUCCAAGCAGAAAGAGUCCCUGAGCCUUCAAGAAACUGAGCACUUGGCCCGGAUCCGAGAACUGGAGGGCGAUAUCCAGACAAUGGCUGAGAAGAUGCUGCAGAGGGAGACAGAACUUGACAGGGUCAAGGACACAAUCAAGUCUCUUCUGCGGGAGCAAGAGCUGAUUCACAAUCAGCUCAAAGAGGAAAAUGUUGAGAAGGAGCAGUAUCAGGUGAAGCUGCAGGCCUCAGAGGAGGAGAGCCGCAGCUUGGCCUCUGAUCUGCUGGAAGCCAAGACCCGCCACGGCGAGAAGGUCUCGCAGACUCUGCUGCUGAAGGAGGACAUUAACAAGUUGCAGCAGCAGCUAGCUGCUGCUAAUCGCCGUACUGCACAGAUGGAUGCCUUGUGCGAGCAACUUCGCUCCACGCAGGAUAUCUUGGCAGCCAGCCAGCAGAAGGUGGCCCUGUUGGGGGACGAGCUGGCCAGCGCUGCCUCCAUCCGGGAUCGUACCAUCUCCGAUCUGCACAAGAGCCGCCUGGAAGCGGCGGAGAUCAACAUCAAACUGGCCGACAUGACUCUCAAGUGGAAAGAGGGCAAAGGGCAGUGGUGGAAGGAGAAAGCUACUCUGUUGCAGAAUAUGGAGGUAGAGAAGGACAAGAUCCUGAAGCUGAGUGCUGAGGUGCUGCGCCUAGAGAAGAACGUGCAAGAAGAGCGGGCACAGUGCCAGAUCUUGCGUGUGGAGCUGGCACAAGAGCGUGACUCCAGUCUGGUGCAGGUGUCUGAGAGCCAUCGGGAAUUACGUGAGCUUCGGGCCGCUCUGCAGGUUGCCCAGAAGGAAAAGGAACAUCUUCAGGAUGAAAAGCAGGAGCUGGUGACAUACAUAUGGCGCCUUGAAGAGCGUCUGCAGAAAGUAGCCGAUCAGAAAUGGAAUGAAUCUGUUCUAGAUGAUGAAGAGGACACAGCACAGAAUAAUCACGGCUCCCUGGAUUCGGCACUGUCUGACUCUGAGGAUGAGAGUCCCGAGGACAUGCGCCUGCCAGCCCAGCUGGGUUCCUACAGCCUGUGUGACAACCGAGCAGCUGCCACCACGCCACCCUGUGCCCGCGAACUGGCUCAUGCUGUGGUGAUCAGCCAACCGGCACCCAUUGCCAGUCAGAUUAAACAACCACCUGAGGACUCCAGUUCUGACUCGGAGGCAGAGGAUGAGAAGGCCGUCCUGAUGGCAGCUGUGCAGAGCGGGGGUGAGGAAGCCAGCCUGCUCCUCCCAGAGGUGGGCAGCGGCUUCUAUGAAGUGGCCAGUGGUCUGACAGCGCAGCAGAUGUCAGAAUCGGGGUCCUGCGGUAUGGGCGCGUCCCCGUUGGACCUGCCCUCGCCUUCGCUUUGGAAGGAGUGCCCCAUCUGCCACGAGCGCUUCCCGCCCGAGAGUGACAAGGAAGCUCUGGAUACGCAUGUUGAUGGGCACUUCUUUUUUAACACCCAUGACCCCUUCCCUUUCGAGUGACUUCAUUUCCUGCCCUACCCACUAAGUCCCCUUGACUUCCUUCACCCUCUUCAAUGGGACCCAGGCUGGAUGUCUUCUCCCUUCAGUGGACAGUCUUGUAAGAUGGAUACUGGGCUCCUGCUGAAUGGCAUCAGGUGCUAAGCGGCAGCAAAGGGGGUGUCAUCGUCCUGGGGCCUUCUGCAAGGCAGUGUAGUCAGCCAGCUUGCGUUGAGAGGCACAAAGUCAGCUGCCACCACCCACACACACUUAAAGCCACAUGCACAGACAUGAAACCAAAAUUGGGAAGAGAGCUCAGGAUUUUACUCAUCGGCUUCCUUUAAUCUCUUGUAUGAGUUUUGGGGAGCACAUACACAGAGGGCCUGUUCACAGCAUUGGUUAUUCUGCAGUGUUGUGAGUUUGGUCUUCCCAUGGAAUGCCGGUGCUUUUUCAAAAGGCUCUUGGCUCUCUACUCAUUUGUCCUGGUAUAACCAAUUAUGUACUGGUUGUGCAAGCAGCCGCUACCGUUAUGGGCAAAGUUUACGGUUCAGUGGAGAAAUAUUGUGACUGCAGCCAAGAACGUAUAACUGAAAGUAUGUGGUUCCGUGUAUAUAAGAAUUUUAACUUGAGAUAGCAACAUCUGUGCACUGCCACACCACACACUUCACUAACCUAUUCAUAGAAACAUUUUAUCAUCCUGUACAGCAUGAACUUCAAGAUUUACAUGAGCAUCAAAUGACCAAUGGUCAUUCCACUGUGCACAGGGACAGAUAAACCAUAGCCUCACGUGAGCAUAUACAUACGUAUUUUGGAUUUCUCUGUUUCGGACUUUAGACACUCACACAUUUAAUUGUUCCACCUCUUCACAGUGUAGAAUCACAACUCCACCCAGAUUUAAAAAUGCACAUUGAAGAAUUUGCACUGGGGGCGCAGGGUUAAAUGUUACUCUCUGUCCUUCACAAGCUUCAGCCUGCUCUUAGUAGUCACCAGGACAAAGGGUGCCACAGAAGGCGUGUAGAAAUGAAGGCAGGGAUGACUCAGAAGAUGAGAAAGAAGUAUUUGAGGAGAGAGAGCCAAGGGCAAGAAAGUCCCAGUUGAAGUGGCAAGAAAGUCCCAGUUGAAGUGGCACAACAACCAGAUCUUCAAGUUUAUUCCCAGGGGUUUAUCACAUAGGGACAGGCAUGCAUUAUUUCUUGUGACUUCAGUGCCUGCCAGUACAGCACAGCAGUCUCAAGCUAUCUGCAUGCCAGGUUUCCCCUCAGUCUCCUUGCCUCAGUACCUCAGUCGUGGCCUUCUCCCAGACCACCUUGGCUUUAUCAGUAUUUUUUAAAACUGCAUCUGAGUAUUGUUCGUCAGAAUUCCUAGCUUUCACACACAAAAAAGUCAGUGUGGAUGUAAGGUCUUUCCUCUUACAUCUCCACAAUGAAAAGGGGUAGCCAGUUACUUUUCUUCUUUUUUAAAUGGAAACUGGCAAUGUAGGGAACCUGUUAUACCAUCAUAUCAAUGUAAAAAUAGUUGGCAAACUGAAGAUUAACUGCUAGCCCAUGGUUUCACAUUGAUGGUCCAAUCGAAUAGAAACCCCAUUUUGCAGAUUUAUCAAAAGGUAGGAAAAUUCACCCUUGAACUCUGUCAGUGGUGAAUUUUUAAAAUGGCAAAGGUACAUUAGGAGUUGAAUAAGUGCAUGAAAUGAGAGAGGGUUGAGGCCUAGCCAGGGAUGAAAGCAACAAGCAUGUGCAGAGGGCUAAUAUUUCCCCUAGCUUUGACACAGAUGCAAAGACAUAUCUAGGGAAAACGUUGCCCAGUGCAAAAUCUAAGUUUUCCGCCCCAUCCCCACCCCUGUACGGACCGCCCUCCCCCACCACAACCAAACAACUUUUUUUUGCACCAGGUCUUGAAGUCAAUGUAUGGACCCUGAGGAGGGGAGGAGGAGAGGGGGGGUGAUUUUCUGUGUCCCCCCACAUGACUAAAUUACCACAGGCUGGGGACAUUUGACUCCAUAUGUCCCCCAGGCAGUACACCCUUGCGCAGAUGUUAAGUUUCUUGCUGCUGAUACCAGAAAGGGAAAAAUAAAUGGCACCCUUGCAGUGAGAGGUAUCUGAGGUAAAACAGGGUUAGCAGGUGCCCUUGUGGUGUAUCUGGGUUAUGCUAAUUCAGACUGCAAGGAGGAAAUCCAAAGGUGGAAUGCAUCCCCACACCAAAUGGCCCCUGCAUGUUCAUUAUUAGGAUGUCAAGAAGAGUUUCAAGCUAGCCUUCUUUCCCCAAUAUAUCUAGUUUUGUAUAUGUAGGGAAUAUUUGAUGUGUGGCAGCAUUCAAAUGUCCGAUUGCCCCAGCUGCGCUCAACCAACACAGUCCCCGCAGUGGAAGCUUCAGGUUAGGCUCUGUCAAUUGAACUAGAAACGCUUGGUAUGUGAGGAGAAAACUAACCAAGGGAUGGAAAUGAAUGAAUGUGGGUAUUUAUUGUUUUAGCCACAAGCCCUUAUAUCAGCGCAAAAAAAACAACCAAAAGGUUUUAUUGCUUUCAUUUAUAUAUUAUAUGGCAUUGUUUUCCCCCCUCCCCCGCCCCCGUAAUAAUAGCUAAAGCUACCAGACUCACAGCCACGUAAAUUAGAAUAAAGCAAAGAAGAACUUCUAAUAAAACCACCUCUGGCACAUCUCAGCCAUUCCAGGGGAUAAACACUGUACAGAUUCUCCAGACAGGUUUUUAAAAAAUGAUCAAUAUCCUUCUUUAAAAGCAGCUGUGACAUAAAGAAGUAAAAGUUGAGCAAGUUGAGGUAAUUUAAUAAUAACUCAAAAGAGUAUUCUCAAAACGUCUGAAAAUGAAGAGUUCCUAAUGUGAGGAGAGUCAGGACCAGGCUAGAUGUUACAGUGGCAAUAGGUUAGAUCAUAGAUGUCAUAGCAUUAUGGUUGGCCCUCAUUCCUUGCCUGACAAGGAAUUUAAAAGGCCAUUGGUGGCAAGAUUAAAAUUUAGGUCCUCCCCAGAGGUGGUCUGAAUCAGGGUGAUGUGAGUUCUCCAAUAUACCCCAUAAGUCUCACAUAUUCUGCCCUCCCCCCAGAAGUUAACAAGGCAAAUCAUAUACGUUUAUUUAAGCAGUGACACAGUUCUGUUUCCAAAAUAAGUGAUAGCAAAGAAUCAGUGUUUCAGGGGGAAAAAAUAGCCAAGUUAGGAUCUCCCAUCUUAGUGAUCGAUUGGGUUGUAUCCCUCUGCUCUGCUAAGUGUGGAACUGUCGUCCAGUGCAAGGAAUCCAUUGAAGAGGCUCUUUCUCCAGAGGAAAGGUCCUUCCUCCAGAUAAAGGGUUAAAUCCCACCUCAAAUUUCUGCACAUGCAAAGAAGAGAUGGUUUUUGCCAGUCCCCCCAUUCCCACUUCCCCCAACUUAUUCCUGUGAUUCCCCCAGAAGAAGCAUUUCAGAGCAGCAUUUUGGCCAGCAGGAGGAAGAACAGGUGUAGAUCUUGUGUGAGGUCCAAGCCAAAGGCUGCUCAGUUAAUGGAGGCGAGUGGGCUAUAACUGUACUUUGAGCUUUCAUAGCACCAAACCGGAACAGGAUCUUCCGGAAAGGAUCAGAGUAGCAGAGAAGGUCAUGGGGAUAAAUUCAAGUGGUUAGAGGUGGAGGCGGGAGAUACUAGCAAAUAUAGUUUGGGUGAAGGUCAAAGAGUUGUAAAAGAGUCUCCCUUACCCCAGACCCCAUGCUUCAGAGGAAGGGCAAUCUUUGAUGGCCCAAUCAGAUUCUUAAGCCUUUCUUUGCCGUCAGAAAGCCUAGAAACAUGGCUCGCUUUUUUGAAGCUUGCUUUUAAUGAUGAUGUAAAAAGAAGCUGCAGUUUUCAGGAUGUGAAAUCAUGUCCUGGGAGUACCAGAUGACCGAGGUCCACAAUCAGCCCGCCUGUGAUUACCCUCGUAGCCUAACUCCAGUUCUGAUAUGGAGGAGGUCCCAAACAUUUACUCAUUAUGUUUGGGAUUCUGCAAUAGCAGCAAAAAUGUUACUUGCGUAUUCACCAGUCUGUGCAGGUCUGAUGCAUGUAAGGCAUAUGGGGCCUUCUAUGUGUCAUCCAGAUAACAACCCAGUAUUAUCAUCGGCCUUGGGAUAGCUCAGCAGUGCAAUAGGAUGCAGCCAGGAGCAGUGUGAGGGCUGUCGUUUCUAGCUGAAAGAUUAUUCUGUGGUUCCUCCUGCCUCAGACAAAACAGAGGAACAGUAGCGGAGAUGUAACCUUGAGCGAGGCCUGCAGAUCCAGUUUAAGCAAUAUUUGUUACUUGACAGGGGGCAGGUAGGAUAAAGUAAAAGACAGUCCCCAGCGCAAGCACCUUGUCAUUAUUAACCCAUGGUAUGAUGCCACAUCGUAACAUUCACUAGGCAGAUUUUGUUUACGGAUUGGUUUGCCACUGUCCACCCUAGUUGUCUACACUUCACCCCCAGCAAUCUGGAUACUUAGAAGGGCGGAAGUUUGAGCCAGCUACCUGAAACUGACUUCCACUGGGAUCAAACUCAAGUCAUGAGUAGAGCUUUGACUGCUGUACUGCAGCUUACCACUCUGUGCCAUGGGGCUCUGAGGGGAACAGAAAGUGUGCCCAUAAUGAUCCUAUCACUUCCUAGCCUGGCUCCCAUUGGUAGGGAUAUUAUCUGGUAGCUUGCACAUGCAGCAGAACUGUGUGCUACAAGUUGGACUGUACUAUUCAAAUGAGAGAGCAUUUCUUUGAUUGCUCUCCCCGGAAUGUAAACGUUCCCCCCGUCGACUGAGAUCAUGCAUAUCAGGGAAGCAAGGGUUCUUCCCCUGAUGGGGUAGUUAAAAUACAUCUGAGUUUCUGCGUAGGGGAGAAUUCAGACACAUAAUAGUCCUUUGACUGCUUUUAUGGUACAGUCCAAGAAAGGUGUUUCUGCUGCAUGGGCCUAUGGAUUCUGAAACUGACAAGGACUUCUGAUGAUGUUUCUCAUAAUGACUGCUGAGUCACACUUCAGUGAUAACUGGAGGGCAGAAGGCAGCAAAUCCCCCCGCCCCCCGCCGCCAUUGUUCCUUAGGUAGACUUGGGUAUUCCCUGAUUUGGUUUCAAACUAGCCCUUUCUCAGCGCUUUCUGCUACCGCUUCCUCUGCUUGCCGGCCCGCUGCCGCAUGCGCCUCCCUCUCUCUGCAGUGCAAACCAGCCUUCCCAUGUUGAGUUCUCUCAUCAUGUUGGUUUUAUUAAAUUGUCUGCAUUUUAACUCCCUUCCCUGUAUAUAUUGCCCCUGCUUUCCCCCUGCCAUGUUUAUCCCCCUGCUUUGCACUUGCUUUGUAAUAAUGUUUUUUGCACGCAAGGGACUUGUCUUUCUCCUGCCUCUGGGAUUUUCGCCAGGCCCCGGGAAAAGAAUGCCAGGCCCACGUGCAGCUGUAGCAACAGAGAAGGAAAGAGAGAAAUGACUCUAGUGACUGUGCCUUUUUUUUGGAGAGGCUGUAACCCCUCCACACACACGUGCGCGGGAACCUCUUUUUCUCCACCAUUGUGUGCUGCGUUUGUGGUCGUGAGUUUCUCUUCUGUUUCCAGGCAUACCCAUUAUUGUAUUGUCGAAGGCUUUCACGGCCGGAUUCAACUGGUUCUGGUGGGUUUUCCGGGCUGGGUGGCCGUGGUCUGGUGGAUCUUGUCCCUCUGUGAUACAUCUCUGA